CGAGGGCUGGGGAGCCCGAGUCUGGCCCGAGUUGGCUGGAGCUGUUGCCAUGACAAGCAUUUUCUCAAGCCAGCUCUGCUGUUGAGCUCGUCCAAAGCUGGGGGCUGAAGGAGGGCGGCGAGAACUUCCAGGGGAACCGUCCCCCGGCGGAGAAGCGAGGGCCCAGACCCCCGCGCAGCGCCCCUGCACGCGUUUUCCUCCAGGAACCCGAGCGGUCCUCCUCCUCCUCCUCCUCCUCCUCCUCGCCGGCUGGUUUCGGGAGGGGCGCGACCCAGCCCACUCCGGGGCCUGAGCUGGGGACGCGGGAGCUCCCGGCCAGCACCCGGGGCGACCGGAGGGUGGGCACCGCGCCCUAGCUCCUGCCCAUGGAGAGCCGCAGGAGGGAGCGUCCCGCUUGGACAAGCCUGGAUCUUUGCUAGAGAGAGAGAGACCCAGUUGUCAUCGGUAUCCAGGCAGCCCUCCUCCUCCUCCUCCUCCUCCUCCUCCGCCUCGUCGUCCUCCCCCUGCCACCUCUCUACCACCACAGUUGCUGGUUGUUGUUGAGGGUGCCUCCACGGUAACAUGUCCAUCCUGUUUACACCUCCAUCUGGUCAAGUUGGUGUAAACUAGGAACCGACCUGCCCCCGGACAGUCAUUUCCAUCAAUACUUGGGGACAGCAAUCAUCGUGGCACGUCGUCCGGCUUCCACUUGUUUCCCCCAUUCUCUUCCUCCUCUGUUGCCAGUCUUCAUAAGGGGGGGAAAAAAGCAUCCAGCCUUGGGCUUACCUGGAAGCUUAUUGCACAAGACACAGUCAAUCCGUUUCCUGACGGGGCCCGCAGAGAAUCAGAAAUAGGAAGAAGCCAAGGCCAGGGCCAGAGGGGCAGGCGACCUUGAUCAGUGGAAGGAAACACCCCCCCACCACCACCCAACACCUCUUCUCUGAUAGAGGGAUUUGGGAAGAGCGGACAAGAUGACGAACGCGCCCGACCAUUCCUUGACGGCCAACUCGAGGAUGGAGGGCCGCGAGGGGGACUUCGGCUGCACCCUCGGGGAGCUGCGGAAGCUCAUGGAGCUGCGUUCCUUGGAUGCCCUCCAGCAGAUCAACACCAACUACGGAGGGGUCCUGAGCCUCUGCAACAAGCUGAAGACCAGCCCAGUGGAAGGACUGUCCGGGAACCCUGCGGACCUGGAGAAGCGGAAGCAAGUGUUUGGACAGAACUUGAUCCCCCCCAAGAAGCCCAAGACGUUCCUGGAGCUGGUGUGGGAGGCGCUGCAGGACGUGACGCUGAUCAUCCUGGAGAUCGCGGCCAUCAUCUCCCUCGUGCUGUCCUUCUACCAGUCCUCCACGGAAAUGAACGAGCAGUGUGGCCUGGCCGUGAGUGGCCCCGAGGACGAGGGCGAGGCCCACGCCGGCUGGAUUGAGGGGGCCGCCAUCCUCUUCUCCGUCAUCAUCGUGGUGCUCGUCACCGCCUUCAACGACUGGAGCAAGGAGAAGCAGUUCCGGGGCCUGCAGAACCGCAUCGAGAGGGAGCAGAAGUUCUCCGUCAUCCGCAAUGGCCACAUCAUCCAGCUCCCCGUGGCCGAGAUCGUGGUGGGCGACAUCGCCCAGAUCAAAUACGGCGACCUGUUGCCGGCUGACGGGGUUCUGAUCCAGGGGAACGAUCUCAAGAUCGAUGAGAGCUCCCUCACUGGGGAGUCGGACCACGUCAAGAAGUCUCUGGAACACGACCCCAUGCUGCUCUCAGGGACUCAUGUCAUGGAGGGGUCCGGCCGGAUGCUGGUGACGGCGGUGGGGGUCAACUCCCAGACUGGAAUCAUCUUCACCCUCCUGGGGGCCAGUGAGGGGGACGAGGUGGAGAAGAAGAAGAAAGGUAAAAAACAAGGCGUCCCUGAAAAUCGCAACAAAGCCAAGGCUCAGGACGGGGUGGCCCUGGAGAUCCAGCCGCUCAACAGCCAGGAGAACGCCGACGUCGAGGAGAAGAAGACCGCCAAGCUCCCCAAAAAGGAGAAGUCGGUGCUGCAGGGCAAGCUCACGCGCCUGGCCGUCCAGAUCGGGAAAGCUGGUCUCAUCAUGUCCGCCAUCACCGUGCUCAUCCUGGUCCUGUACUUCGUGAUCGACAACUUCCUGGUCCAGCGCAAGCCCUGGCUGGCCGAGUGCACGCCCAUCUACAUCCAGUACUUCGUCAAGUUCUUCAUCAUCGGCAUCACGGUCCUGGUGGUGGCCGUGCCCGAGGGGCUGCCGCUGGCGGUCACCAUCUCCCUGGCCUACUCUGUCAAGAAAAUGAUGAAGGACAAUAACCUGGUGCGCCACUUGGACGCCUGCGAGACCAUGGGCAACGCCACGGCCAUCUGCUCCGACAAGACGGGCACCUUGACCAUGAACCGCAUGACCGUGGUGCAGAUUUACGUGGGGGACACGCAUCACCGCCAGAUCCCCAGCCCCGACGUGCUGGCGCCCAGGACCCUGGAGCUGCUGGUGAACGGCAUCGCCAUCAACAGCGCCUACACCUCCAAGAUCCUGCCUCCCGAGAAGGAGGGCGGCCUGCCGCGGCAGGUGGGCAACAAGACGGAGUGCGCCCUGCUGGGCCUGGUCACGGACCUGAAGCAGGACUACCACGCCGUGCGCAGUGAGGUGCCCGAGCAGAAGCUCUACAAGGUCUACACCUUCAACUCCGUGCGCAAGUCCAUGAGCACCGUCAUCCAGAAGCCCGGCGGGGGCUUCCGCAUGUACAGCAAGGGCGCCUCCGAGAUCCUGCUCCGAAAGUGUAACCAGAUCCUGAACCAGAAAGGGGACGUGGUGCCCUUCAAGAGCAAGGACCGCGACGAGAUGGUGCGCACCGUCAUCGAGCCCAUGGCCUGCGAGGGGCUGCGGACCAUCUGCAUCGCCUACCGCGACUUCAACGGCGCCGAGCCCCUGUGGGACAACGAGCCCGAGAUCCUCACGGAGCUCACCUGCAUCGCCGUGGUGGGCAUCGAGGACCCCGUGCGCCCCGAGGUCCCAGACGCCAUUGCCAAGUGCAAGCGCGCCGGCAUCACUGUCCGAAUGGUGACAGGGGACAACAUCAACACGGCCCGGGCCAUCGCCACCAAGUGCGGCAUUCUCACGCCAGGGGAGGACUUCCUGUGCUUGGAAGGCAAAGAGUUCAACCGGCUUAUCCGCAACGAGAAGGGCGAGGUGGAGCAGGAGAAACUGGACAAGGUCUGGCCUCAGCUCCGGGUGCUGGCGCGGUCCUCCCCCACCGACAAGCACACGCUGGUGAAAGGCAUCAUCGACAGCACCGUGGGUGAACAGCGGCAGGUGGUGGCCGUCACGGGGGAUGGCACGAAUGAUGGGCCAGCGCUGAAGAAGGCAGAUGUCGGCUUCGCCAUGGGCAUCGCAGGCACAGACGUGGCCAAGGAGGCGUCAGAUAUCAUCCUCACGGAUGACAAUUUCACCAGCAUUGUGAAGGCCGUGAUGUGGGGCCGCAACGUCUACGACAGCAUCUCCAAGUUCCUGCAGUUCCAGCUGACGGUCAACGUAGUGGCCGUGAUCGUGGCCUUCACGGGAGCCUGCAUCACGCAGGAUUCCCCGCUGAAGGCCGUGCAGAUGCUGUGGGUGAAUCUGAUCAUGGACACCUUCGCCUCGCUGGCCCUGGCCACAGAGCCGCCCACGGACUCCCUGCUGAAGCGCCACCCCUACGGGCGGAACAAGCCCCUGAUCUCGCGGACCAUGAUGAAGAACAUCCUGGGCCACGCAGUCUACCAGCUCGUCGUCAUCUUCUGCCUCGUCUUCGCUGGUGAGAAGUUCUUCGACAUCGACAGCGGCAGGAAGGCCCCGCUCAACUCCCCGCCCAGCCAGCACUACACCAUCAUCUUCAACGCCUUCGUGCUCAUGCAGCUCUUCAACGAGAUCAACUCCCGCAAGAUCCACGGGGAGAGGAACGUCUUCGGGGGCAUCUUCCGCAACUUCAUCUUCUGCUCCGUGGUCCUGGGCACCUUCAUCAGCCAGAUUUUCAUCGUGGAGUUCGGGGGCAGACCCUUCAGCUGCACGAAGCUCACCCUGUCCCAGUGGCUGUGGUGUAUGUUCAUCGGAAUCGGAGAGCUGCUGUGGGGCCAGCUCAUCUCCAUGAUCCCUACCAAGUCCCUGAAGUUCCUGAAGGAGGCCGGGCACGGCACGGCCAAGGAGGAGAUCACCAAGGACGCCGAGGGGCUGGAUGAGAUCGACCACGCAGAGAUGGAGCUCCGGCGCGGCCAGAUCCUCUGGUUCCGGGGCCUGAACCGCAUCCAGACUCAGAUCAAAGUGGUGAAAGCAUUCCAUAGUUCCCUCCAUGAAAGCAUUCAGAAACCCAAGAGCCAUAACUCCAUCCACAGCUUCAUGACCCACCCUGAAUUCUCCAUAGAUGAAGAGGUGCCCAGGACACCACUCUUGGAGGAAGAGGAGGACCGUCUGGAGAUGGAAAUGGUUCCUAAGACUGGGGCGAGUGUGCCCCUGUUGGAUGGUGGCGCUACUCCACAUGACAAUAAAAACAACAAUGCAGUGGAUAGUAGUCAAGUGCAGAGUGUUGCCUCCCACUCAGACAGCCCACUACACAGCCUGGAGACAUCAGUCUGAACUUCCUUCUCGGACCCACGCCCGGCCCUGCUCCCCGUGCUCCUCUUUACUCUUCCCCGGUCUGUGACGUCAGGAUGGGACUGUUCACUGUCACGUCAGCUGCUCCCCAGUGUGUGUGUGUGUGUGUGUGCAAAACCCUCAUGACCCUAAAGAGGAAAGGACACAGACCUCAAGGAUGUCGACUUACACUUGAAUCAGGGUUGGUAACGGGACCUAGUUAAGCCCCACGCAGAGAGAUGGGUGGUGGCGGCUACCCCUUGGGUACGUUAGCUGUCAUUUCAACGACGUGACAAUCCCUGGCAUCCGCGCCCAUCCCAGUUUCAACCCCAAUCUUCAUACAUACAUCGCCACCUCCUGACGUGCAGAUUUUACCCAGUGACCCUGUGCUGUAGCAAAGCCUCGUUGAGGAUUCACAGAGACGGGAAUUCACUCAAACGAAAUGUGUUGCGGUAGGAAUGGAACGUGUAGAAUCAACCUACAGAGUGAUUGUUUUUUGAAGAUGAGCUUCACAUUGUGAAAACAUAUCCAACGCCCUCUGGCUGUCUUUGCCCUUCCAGUCAAACCUAAGGUUCUUUUCUUGGCCAUUUUUAACUAUUGUCUUAUCUUCACUUUAUAUAUAUAUAUAUAUAUAUAUAUAUAUAUAUAUGUAUGUGUAUAUAUAUAAAAAAGAAAGAGAAGAAAGUUGUGAUAAUUAAGAAGAUGGAAAUGACAUCAAUGAAUUGGGUCAACUUUGCCUCUUGUCCCUGCUGACUCCAGGGGAACCCUUGCUGUAGUCCAGGAGACAGAGGUCUCUGCCGCAAGGGUCCUCUGGGAGCAGCGGAGAGCUGGUAAGAAUGUGUUCCUGUUCGCUACUGUCUCCUUCUAAUCUGCCAUCGUGUCAGACGUGCGUGACUGCUGGGUCCAGGCUUGACGGGGUGUGUGUGUGUGUGUGUGUGUGUGUGUGUGUGUGUGUGUGUGUGUGUGUGUGUGUGUGUGUGUGUGUGUGUGUGUGUGGUAUGUACCUAUUGCUGUUAGCUUGCUCUUUCUGCUGUUGCUGAUGUGGUGGGAAGAGAAGGAACUGAGAAUGACUCUGCCUCCUGACCCAACCUGCACGUUGAGGAACCGAGUAUUGGCAGAUCUCGGACAAGAGCGAUCAUCCCAGCCCAUUCCCGAGGGACUGCCUAGGGGUGACCGCUACUGCUUUCAAGGCCGUCUGCCAAGGCUCCCGGGCCAGGGCAGGCUGUGGGGGGAGCGAGUGUCGGAGACCGGGGUCUGUAAGAUCCGAGAACCCCCUUCCUCUGAGAAACCAGACACUUUUUUUUCUACUUCUGUUCUUCGUCAGAUCCCCUUCCUCCUCUGCUAAGGGUCCAAAAAAAGGGUCGGUCCAACCUUUUUUCUCACAGUCGCUGGUUCUAUGAAUAUUGCCCGAAGUGGAAAGUUCCAAUGACAUUCUAACUGAGCUCUGCCAGCUCGCCCCCUUCGUUGCACCCCUGCUCAGGUCCCGAGGGCCACGCUGCAGGCUGUGCCUGCCUUCCCGCCCCACUGCCCGCUGCGGCCCUUCCCACCAGCCUCUCAGAGCCGGGGACCACGAGGACAUCGUGUCUCUGUGCUCCAGAUUGGAACUAAGUGGAGUCAUGCCUGCAGGUGCUCAUUUUUUUUUUUAAAUCCCUGUUGAGGUAUCCCUCUGUGCCGGGGAUCACUGAGUCUGUCCAUUCCCCUCAAAUCAGUCAGCUCCCUCUUCCCAGAGUGAGAGGAGUGGGGAGACGAGGCCGGGGGCCUCCACGAACGGCCAGAUUUCUCCUGGUGAGAAACAGUUCCCUGACAUCUUCUCCAUCUUCUCCCCUCUCUCCAGCCGUCUCUUCUAGAACUCCUCCCAAACCCUCCUUUUUAUUUUUUGUUUUUGUUUUUGGUCUGAACUGCCUGAGGUGGGAAGAGCAAAGAAAGGCCACCCCCCGACAAUCUCUGUCACCCCAUCACCCACCAAGCCGGAGGCUGGUUUUGUAGACCUUCCAUGAACGCUUACGUGGUGGGGGACAGCUCACCGAGGGAGAGCCACAUGUUAAGUACAAACGUUGGAAGACUGAGUCCUGCCAAGUUUUUUAUUACCUCAGAUCAGUUUUAAAACCAAGCCAAUAAAUCUUUGAAGGCUCUUUGCAGUCAUUCCCGGUCCCCAAAAGACUCUCCUGGUGCCCAACAGCUUACUCUGAAGGGUUGAUGUCGAUUUGCUUUAAGCCAACAGCUUGUGCGUGUGUGUCUGUGUGUGUGUGUCUGUGUGUGUGUGUAUUCUAGUUUCCAUGGUAGGAGAGUAACAUAGAAAUAUUAUGCAAAAUAUAUAUACUUUUCUUUAGAUCAGAAACUGAUAUUUUUGAGUCAGCCAUAUGUAUUUUGUUUAAAAGGUUGAAAAUAAAGUGCUGUCGUGUAACCCUGUGGAUGGAGCACAUAACCAGGUGUUUUCUGAGACAUGACAGGUGACUCCACAUGUCUGUAAUUGGUCUUGAAACCAAUGCACCGCACUUCCUUUCUCUGAACAGCCAUCUUUAUACUUAGGGUUCGGGGUGGGGGGAAGUGUUGGGCUCUAGACUUUUUUUAAUACAAAUUUUGUUGAUAUAGAAUUGAGUAAGUUCCGGUGUUUAUAUGCCUAUGUUUUUUUUAUAUCAAGGAUUUGUCCCCACCCCCAUCCCAUUCACUUUCAGUGAUUCAAGUGGCUGUAAGUUAAUAAAUACAACAUAAGUUUCCUCCCCUCCCCGCCUCCCCCCAAAUGGUGCUUUGGAUUUGAAAAGAAUCUGAUGGGGAGAAGGGGAAGGUAUCAUCCUGGCUUCCUUUAGAAAAACAGGCAGUGGACAAGAAGGAAGACAUCCGGGAGAGGAGAACCAGGAGGAGAAGCACGCAGCCCGGGGACCAGGGCUGUGCUGGGAUUUACUUCUUGAGAAGCACCUAGCAGAGCAGUACCCAAGACACGACAGACUCGGGCUGCAAGGGUACCCAGCUCUGGAGUUGGCUCUACAGCUUUCUUUUCACCUGUUGCCCCUGGAGUUUGGCAUUAGUGAGUUUUUAAUGCAAGGAUCUGAGUUAAGACUCUUCCCCUCACACACACCCAAACAGGUGUGGCAUUUGAUGGGGGACAGAGAGGCAGGUGGACAAAAAAUGCUGGUUCUAGCUAAGGUGACAGCCUUGAGGCUCGGGUCUUCCUGCACAGGUCUUCCCCCUGGCUGCCGAGAUGAGUUCUCUGGGCCUACAGGUGGUUAGAGUCCGCCUGGUACGUCCCUGGUUGUGUGCUCUUACCGGGCAGAGGGUUCUGCUUGAGCUCCUGAGUGCAGAGCCACGCUAAACCCAGCAGGAUGUGGCCAGCUGACUUGUGCCGGGAACCUCUAAUGACAUGAUAUCCUUCCUGGCAGCUUUCCUGGUCUCAGGUGGACACAGUCUGCCCAAGACACCAUCACAAAAGGCACACUUCCUCGUGUGUCCAACCCAGGGACCACCAGGCCAUCCCAGGGUGGGGGUGGGGGCGUGGGGCGAGACGCUUAGAAUCCCGAUUGUCCCUAAGCCAUUCCAGCAGCCCAGAGACACCAGGAUAGACCAGCCACCUUCCUUGAGCUGCCUCCUGCCGGGAGCCCACCUGUCCCCUUCCCGCCCGUCAGAAGAGGGGGCAAGAGACAUGCUCCAGGCCACUGAAUGGGCCUGCCGUUCUCUCCCCAUGUGUCUAUAUGCCAUAUGUGAAUAUGCCAUAAUAUGUGCCAACAAAUCUGUCCGUUCAUUUAAAUCAGCAGGCACAUAAGGAUUUUGAGUUCCUUUUUUUUUAAACUACUGUAACAAGCACUAGUAUUUUUGUAUGAAAAAGAAAAAGCAAAAACAAAAGAUUGGCAAUUGUGGUCUGCAUGACAAAUAGACAAAUGGUGAUCUAGUUCGCGUGUGUGGCCUCAUUCGCAAUACAGCUAAUUGUGCACACAACCUCUGGGCAUCUUGAUACUCUCUCUGUGCAAUGUGUUGCAUGUAUUUAUAUGACUUGGGGGGAGGGGGAGGGGUGCUAAAAAUGUCCUGACAAAUCUGAAGUGUGUUAUUCCACUGAGACGGGAAGGAGAGGAGUAUUCAGAGAAGGGGAAAAUGGGACGCAAAUUUUGGAACCAAUAAAGCUUGUGGCUGAUGAGCUGAAACCAAUAUAGCAGUUCACUGAGAAUAAAAGUCCAUUCCCACUCGU
Molecule: messenger RNA, 8745 nt
Organism: Sorex araneus (European shrew)
Lineage: Eukaryota; Metazoa; Chordata; Mammalia; Eulipotyphla; Soricidae
Gene: ATP2B4
Product: ATPase plasma membrane Ca2+ transporting 4
Exons: 21
Coding region: 951-4571 (1206 amino acids)
Biological process (GO): calcium ion transmembrane transport; regulation of cytosolic calcium ion concentration
Cellular component (GO): membrane; intracellular membrane-bounded organelle
Molecular function (GO): PDZ domain binding; ATP hydrolysis activity; P-type calcium transporter activity
Source: RefSeq, a predicted model, not a curated record